Molecule: messenger RNA, 2571 nt
Organism: Marmota flaviventris (yellow-bellied marmot)
Lineage: Eukaryota; Metazoa; Chordata; Mammalia; Rodentia; Sciuridae
Gene: Vasn
Product: vasorin
Cellular component (GO): plasma membrane
Molecular function (GO): protein binding
Source: RefSeq, a predicted model, not a curated record
UCACUGGGCUCUGUUGCAUUUGGGGGCGGGGAGUGAUGAAAUCCCUUCUGGCCCUUCCUGGCGUAGCUGACCUCUCAGCCCUGACUCAUGGCUUCUUUGCUCCCAGGGACAGAAGAUGCGCUCCAGGAGUCCUCUGCCACAGCCCCUGCUGCUGCUUCUACUGCUGGUCCCAGGGCCCAGGGUGCAGGGGUGCCCAUCUGGCUGUCAGUGCAACCAGCCACAGACAGUCUUCUGCACUGCCCGCCAGGGGACCACAGUGCCCCGAGACGUGCCACCUGACACAGCAGGCCUGUACAUCUUUGAGAACGGCAUCACCACACUUGAUGCAAGCAGCUUUGCCAGCUUGCCAGGCCUGCAGCUCCUGGACUUGUCACAGAACCAAAUCACCAGCCUGCCUGGUGGCAUCUUUCAACCACUCACCAACCUCAGUAAUCUGGAUCUGACCUCCAACAAACUGCGUGAGAUCACCAACGAGACCUUCCGUGGUCUGCGGCGCCUUGAGCGCCUCUACCUGGGCAAGAACCGAAUCCGCCACAUCCAGCCGGGCGCCUUCGAUGCACUAGAUCGCCUCCUGGAGCUCAAGCUGCAGGACAACGAGCUACGGGCACUGCCCCCACUGCACCUGCCCCGCCUGCUUCUGCUUGACCUCAGCCACAACCACCUCCCGGCCCUGGAGCCCGGGAUCCUGGAUACUGCCAACGUGGAGGCACUGCGGCUGGCUGGCUUGGGGCUGCAGCAGCUGGAUGAGGGGCUCUUUGGCCACCUACGCAACUUGCAUGACCUGGAUGUGUCUGACAACCAACUAGAACACGUUCCUCCUGUGAUCCGAGUCCUGCGGGGCCUGACACGACUGCGGCUGGCUGGCAACACCCGCAUAGCCCAGCUGCGGCCUGAGGACCUGGCUGGCCUGGCCGCCCUGCAGGAGCUGGACCUUAGCAACCUGAGCCUGCAGGCCUUGCCAAGUGACCUUGCAGGCCUCUUCCCCCGACUGCGGCUCCUGGCAGCUGCCCGCAAUCCCUUCAACUGCGUGUGCCCCUUGAGCUGGUUCGGCCCCUGGGUACGUGACAGCCACAUCACACUGGCCAGCCCUGAAGAGACACGCUGCCAUUUUCCACCAAAGAAUGCUGGCCGACUGCUCCUGGAGCUUGACUAUGCUGACUUUGGCUGCCCAGCCACCACCACCACUGCCACAGCCCCUACCACAAGACCAGUAGUGGGGGAGCCCACACUCUUACCUUCCAGCUUGGCUCCUACCUGGCUGAGCCUGACUGAGCCAGCCACCAAGGCCCCCAGCCCACCAUCCACUGCCCUGCCAACCAAAGGGCCUGCUUCCCAGGCCCAGGACUGCCCUGCAUCUACCUGCCUCAACGGGGGCACCUGCCAGCUAGGACCAAGGCAGCACCUGGAGUGCCUGUGCCCUGUGGGCUUCACGGGCUUGUACUGUGAGAGCCGAGUGGGGCAGGGGCCGCAGUCCAGCCCCACACCUGACACACCAGGGCCUCCCCAACCCCUGCCCCUCGGCAUUGAGCCAGUGAGCCCCACCUCCCUGCGUGUGGGACUGCAGCGCUACCUGCAGGGCAGCGCGCUGCAGCUCAGGAGCCUCCGCCUCACCUACCGCAACCUGUCAGGCCCUGACAAGCGGCUGGUGACUCUGCGACUUCCUGCCUCACUCACAGAGUACACGGUCACCCAGCUGCGACCCAACGCCACCUACGCCAUCUGUGUCACACCCUUGGGAGCUGGGCGGGUACCUGAAGGCAGAGAGGCCUGUGGGGAGGCCCGCACACCCCCGGCUGUCCGCUCCAACCAUGCCCCAGUCACCCAGGCCCGAGAGGGCAACCUGCCACUUCUUAUUGCACCUGCCUUGGCUGCUGUGCUCCUGGCUGUGCUGGCUGCUGCAGGGGCAGCCUACUGUGUGCGGAGGGGACGGGCAGCAGCCAUGGCUCAGGGCAAGGGCCAGGUGGGACCAGGGGCAGGGCCCCUGGAGCUAGAAGGUGUCAAGGCCCCUUUGGAGCCAGGCCCCAAGGCAACUGAGGGUGCUGGGGAGGCCCUGCCAGGUGGGCCUGAGUGCGAGGUGCUGCUCAUGGGCUACCCAGGGCCCAGCCUCCAAGGUGCCCUCCCUGCAAAACCCUAUAUCUAAGCCUCAGGGAGAGCCAUGGGCUGAGUUCUCAGCCAGCACCCUCUGCUGCCACACAAGAAAGUUCUCAGUGCAUAUCCCGGGGACACAUGUGCUGGGUAGGGCUAUGUGACCACUCCUAGUCCCUGCCCCUCUCUGCCUUGAUCUCUUUUGUGAGUUGCUGUGGCCCAGGUAAUGAGCUUUGACAGCCCCCUAGCCUGAGUGCUUAUAAGGUUGGCAUCUGCCCCACCUUUUCAAUGUGCAAUCCUGGGGCCUGGCAGGCUCUGCCGUGUGCUGGUAAUGCGGCUGGGGCCCUGCUGGGCUCACCCAACCCAAGGAGACUGGGGGCCAGUGAAGGAAGCCCCCAGAAAGAACAUGGGUGGGGAUGGGCCCUGUGGCCCCAGCCUCGGCCCCAGAAGCACAGGAACACAGGAAACUGGAAAGGAAGGUGCUCU